UGUACAGAAUAUGUUAGUAUUGUUGUUCAUGGUUAAUUCCUAUCUUUGUAUCUUAACAAUUAAUUUUGAAAUCGAUAUCUAGUAUUUUCACAAAUUUUUUUUUCAGGAUCUAUGGAAGACGAAACGAACUUAAUAUCAAGCACGACGAACGUAACGGUUGGUGAUUGUGAUUCAAGCGGAAGCAAUCAUCUAUUACCUAAAAAGCGAAACAUUAAUAAUGCACGUGAGGGAAAAUGUUGCAUUUCAGGUUCAAAAUUCAAAGGUGUAGUAGGGCAAAAUAAUGGUCAUUGGGGAGCUCAAAUAUAUGCAAAUCAUCAAAGAAUUUGGCUUGGUACUUUUAAAACUGAAACAGAUGCAGCAAUGGCUUAUGAUAGUGCUGCUAUUAGACUUCUUGGACCAGAUCAUUCACAUAGAAAUUUGUCAUGGACAAAUUCAACAAUUCAAGAACCUAAUUUUCAGACACAAUUUUCAACUGAAGAUAUUCUAAGAAUGAUCAAAGAAGGUUCUUAUACUUCAAGGUUUGAUGAGUAUUUGAAAGACAAAUUUGAAGAUCAUUUUCAAUCUUUGAAAAACUUACAAAAAGUGAAUGAGGGUAAUGCUGAAUUUUCCUACAAGCAGCUUUUCCAGAAAGAGCUAACUCCAAGUGAUGUUGGAAAGCUUAAUAGGCUUGUGAUCCCAAAGAAAUAUGCAACAAAGUAUUUCCCUCAAAUUCAAGACGAGGAAAUGAUCUUUUAUGAUACAUCGAGGAGAUUAUGGAAGUUCAGGUAUUGUUAUUGGAAAAGUAGUCAAAGUUUUGUUUUCACAAAGGGUUGGAACAAGUUUGUGAAAGAUAAAGGUUUAAGAGCAAAAGAUACGAUUGUUUUCAACUUGUGUGAAUUCAAGAACGGAACGAAAGAGAAUUGCAAUGCAUUUGUGAUUGAUGUUGUGAAGAGUAUUGAUGGUGUGCCUAUGAAUUUAGCACUCAAUCAUCAUGAACAAGAAGAAACUAUUGAUGAUCAUGAAGUGGACACACAAGAAUUCACUAAGGCACAACCAUUUGAUGAUGAUUUGGUACCUGUUUGGCUUUUUGGGAAGCAAAUAGGUUGGAUGGAGACAAAAGGAGCAAUGGAGUUUAAUUAAUGUUCAUCGAUAGCGUAAAUAAUUUUUCAAAGGAAUAUGUAGGAUAAAACAUCGCAGAACCCCCUUAUAUUUCUAUUAUUUUUUUGUUGUAUCAGAUAAUUGUUUUAUUUUCAAGAAACGAAUCUCACCUUUUUAGAGAGAUUAUCGAUGGAUUUUAAUUAUUUUCUUUUAAUCUCAUAGUGAAAUUUUUAUCUAAUAUUAUUCGUGUACAUAAGUUUUGAGAUUUUUUUUAUUUUUAUUUUUUGCUUAUUUACUUGAAAAAAGAAAAACUCAUUUAUUUUUCAAAACAAUGUUUUUCAUGGAAAACAUUAAUGUCAUAGUUGGGUAGUGACAAUUGCCUUUUAUGGGAGGUAAUGAGUUUUAAAAGCAUUAAUUAUUUUGUCUUGUAUGACUUGUUAUUGAAUAUUUAUUAGACUUAUAGUGACAUUAAGAAAUUAAUUAUAAUAUUUUAAUCAUGCAUGUGGUGACUGGUGAUCAUAGAAAAGAACCUUUAAGUUGAUGUACACUUUCUCCAGCUA
Messenger RNA from Solanum lycopersicum (tomato), 1637 nucleotides. Its product is annotated as AP2/ERF and B3 domain-containing transcription factor At1g51120-like. The record is from RefSeq and is a predicted model, not a curated record. Lineage: Eukaryota; Viridiplantae; Streptophyta; Magnoliopsida; Solanales; Solanaceae. Gene Ontology annotation, biological process: regulation of DNA-templated transcription. Gene Ontology annotation, molecular function: DNA-binding transcription factor activity; DNA binding.